Molecule: messenger RNA, 4149 nt
Organism: Sesamum indicum (sesame)
Lineage: Eukaryota; Viridiplantae; Streptophyta; Magnoliopsida; Lamiales; Pedaliaceae
Product: lysine-specific demethylase JMJ26
Biological process (GO): regulation of transcription by RNA polymerase II
Cellular component (GO): histone deacetylase complex; chromatin
Molecular function (GO): chromatin DNA binding; histone H3K9 demethylase activity; transcription coregulator activity
Source: RefSeq, a predicted model, not a curated record
CUCUCUGUACAAAAUCUUUUCCUUUCUCGGAAGCGAGUUGUCAUAUACCCGAUGCGUAGUUUUCAGAGUUAAAAUUCCCCAUCGUAUCCAGAUUUUUUUUUAGAUUCAUUCUCAUCUCAAUUGUUGUUUCUCAUUCUUCAAUCCUUCUCCGUUACGCAAUUCUUUGUCAUCUUACAAGCGAUUUAUCGCGCUAGCGGCAGCUAAAGGAAUUGAAUUUUGGGGGGACGGACAUCUGUUGAUUGAUUGGGAAUUUGAAAAUCGUCCGUCGCUUUCAUUUUCCGAGUUAUUCGUUGAUGCGUUUUGGGAUUAUUUGGUAUCUUUUUUUACGUGGAUUGGUUCGGGUGACUGAAUGAUUUUGAAGUGCGUGCGAGGUGUUAAUUGAUGAGGCGAUGAGUAUGUUCACAUUGAUAUGGAUUUUCGGUUUCGGAGAUUGGUUGUUUCGUUGAUUUUGGUGAUUUAAUUGCUGUAGCAAUGGCAGUGUUAAUUGCAAAGCAAGAAAGGCAUAGCCGUUACACAAACAAUGAAAUGCCAGUGAUACCAACAAGCCUGAAACAUGUGCCUGCAAGGAAGAGGAAGCUUAUCCUUAACUCAGAGGAUGAAGAAGAAGAGGAAAAUGUAAAAUUGUUGCAUACAGAACCAACGCAAUUGUCUGAUCAGAAAGCGGAGCUACUUGGGAGCAGCGAUAUUUCACAGGGUCUGGGGAAACCAACUGGACAUCAGGGCGUUUCAACCAUAAAAGAAUCAGAGCAGGCAAAGAAAAGUAGUCGCAUGAGGAAAUCCAUGAGAACUCAGAGUGUCGAAGAUGAGGCUGCUGGUAGUUCUUCCUCAGACAGAUGUAUCAGUUCAGAAAAUAGAUGCCACCCUCAUUUUUCUGGUGAAUUAAGGUUCGGUAGUCCAGAUGAAGGUCGUUAUAGGAGACUAGAAAAGUUAUCAAAAAGGGAAGAAUCAAGAGAACACAGAAGGGCUACUCGAGAAAUAAAAGGCUUCUUUCAGAAAAGAUACUCAGGGAGAAUUUGUGGAAAGCCAAUUGACAAAAGUACAUGUCAAAAUAAAGAUGUUAAGAAAAGCAGAGAAAGUGACAACGAGGAGUGGGAUGAGAGCAAGGAGAAGCAGAGGCCACCAGUGGCUAGAUCAUGCAACCAGAGAAAGCAAAUUGAUGAUAUGGAUACUCAGAGAACAUCAAAAAGGCGUCGCAUUUCUUCGAACAAAUUCUUGGAGACUAAUUUCAUUUUAUGUGAUUGGGUAGAUGACGAAGAAGAUGUGGUUUCACAUAUAGAUUCAACGAUGGGAGGAAGUGACUCAAUCAAUGCCUCAGCAAUCCAAUGUAGUGAUCCUGAUACCGUAAAGGCAAAUAGAAGUUUAAAGGGCACAAAAAGGAACAGUGCCUAUUCUGCCAAGCAUUCUUCAUGUAACUUGUCAUCCUCCGCCUCUAGUUCAUCAAUUUCAAAAGUUGUUAGAAAAAAGUUAUUGGAGUCUGUAGCUAAAAACAUGAAGCUAAAUGGAAAGGAGUCCAUUAAGUGUCAUCAGUGUUGGAGAGUGGAUAGAAGAGUUGUUGUUCCAUGUACAAUGUGUAAAGAAAAAGUCUACUGCAUCCAAUGUAUCAAGCAAUGGUAUCCCUCAUUAUCCGAAGAGGAAGUGUCAGAGGUUUGCCCAUAUUGCCGUGGGAAUUGCAACUGCAACUUGUGCUUGCAUUCAGCUUCCAUGUUGAAGACAUCUAAAAGAGAUAUCAGUGAUGAUGAGAAGAUUCGGCAUCUAUACUAUCUCAUUAGCAAACUUUUUCCGUACCUAGAACAUAUUCAUCAAGAACAAAUUGAAGAGAUUGAGAUGGAAUCUACAAUUCAAGGGGUACCAUCAUCCUCAGUUGAAGUAAAACAUGCAGUUUGCUAUAAUGAUGAACGCGUGUACUGCAACCACUGUCAAACUUCAAUUGUUGAUCUUCAUCGGAGUUGCCCCAAUUGCUCUUAUGAGCUGUGUCUUAGUUGCUCCUGCGAGAUCCGUGGAGGUCAGCUUCCAGGAGGAUCCAACAAACCAAUUCCUCGAUAUGUGGAUAGAGGGUCUGAUUACAUGCAUGGUGGAGAUCCACUACCAGAAUCUUGUCGUACAGGGGUUUUAGAUAGAAUGUCUGGAAUGCCUGUUAAGUGGGUUGUUGAUGAUGGGAGUGUUGUUUGUCCUGCCAAAGAAAUGGGUGGAUGCGGUAGUUGCAAAUUAGAGCUCAAACGUCUCCUUCCAGAACACUGGAUCUCAGGCUUAAAAGAACGGACUGGAAAAAUCAUGAGUAGAUGUAAAACUAUAAACACGGUUCUCCAGCCUACGUUCUCUAACGGUAACCAUGAAACAUCAUACUGGGCAGCUUCUAGAGAAGACUUUAAAGAUAACUGCUUGUAUUGCCUCGACUCAGAGGACACUCUGAAUGAGGAAGCACUCCUGCGUUUCCGCAGUCACUGGGCUAAAGGAGAACCAGUAAUUGUUAGAAAUGUUCUUGAGCAGACGAGUGGAUUAAGUUGGGAACCAAUGGUUAUGUGGCGUGCAUUGUGUGAGCACAGAGAUGCCCGGUUCAGUUCGAGAAUGUCUGACGUAAAGGCUAUUGAUUGUCUGGCUGGUUGUGAGGUGGAAAUCAAUACUCGCAAAUUCUUCACUGGUUAUAUUGAAGGGAGACAAUAUGCAAAUUUCUGGCCUGAGAUGCUUAAACUCAAGGACUGGCCACCAUCUGAUAAAUUUGAGGAUUUCUUACCCCGUCAUUGUGAUGAGUUCAUUCGAGCCUUGCCAUUCCAGGAAUACACUGAUCCAAGGACAGGUUUUCUUAACCUUGCUGUGAAAUUGCCAGCAAGUGUCAUAAAACCUGAUAUGGGGCCAAAGACAUACAUUGCCUAUGGGAUCUCAGAGGAACUUGGGAGAGGGGAUUCUGUAACUAAGCUUCAUUGUGAUAUGUCUGAUGCGGUGAAUAUUUUGACACACACGGCUGAAGUAGCUUUAAGUGAUGAGCAGUGCCAAGCAAUUAAACUAUUAAAAGAGAAGCACAGGGCCCAGGAUGAAAGGGAAUGCAGGACCAGAAGGACAAAUGAAGGUCCUCGUCCAAUCAGCCUUGACAAACACAAAGAGGAAGGGGAUUUUGGUGGUCCACAAAUUGACUGCCUAGAGAACCAAAAGAAAAAUGGAACUGCUUCUCAGGCAGGGGAAUCUGAUUGUGUAGCUUGCGCCACAAUUAAGCAAUCUGAUGAACUUAAAGCAACUUGCCUUUCAUAUUCCAAGCAUCAAACAGAAGAGCAUUCAGAGAAUAGAGGUGGGGCGCUGUGGGACAUUUUCAGGAGGGAAGACGUGCCAAAAUUGAAGGAGUAUCUCAUUAAGCAUUCAAAUGAAUUUAGACACACUUACUGCUGUCCAGUUGAACAGGUCAUUCAUCCAAUUCACGACCAAACCUUCUAUUUGACUUCAGAACAUAAAGUUAAGCUAAAGGAAGAAUUUGGUAUAGAACCUUGGACAUUUGAGCAGAAACUAGGAGAAGCAGUUUUCAUUCCUGCAGGGUGUCCACACCAAGUGAGAAAUCUAAAGUCAUGCACCAAAGUUGCCGCCGACUUCGUUUCUCCUGAAAACUUGCACGAAUGCCUUAGACUAACUGAGGAAUUCAGGAAGCUACCAAAGGACCACAGAGCCAGAGAAGACAAACUAGAGGUCAAGAAAAUGAUACUUCAUGCCGUUAACCAAGUAAUCGAUGACCUUUCAAAACUGAUUGCUUCGAAAGGUGUUGCAAACGGGAAUGAGCAUUGCCAGCAAUAAUAACCAUGCUUGGAUUUUGUGGCCUAUUCAAUAAUAACCUGAGAUGUGGCCUAUUCAAUAAUAACCAUGCUUGGAUUUUGUGACAACUGGUGUACCCCGGAAUAAUUUUGUAAUAUCUUGCACGGCCGGCUGGUGUUCUGGUUCCUACAGAUCCGCCUGGAGAGUGGUAGUAGAAUUAGAGCAAGAACAGUGUUGCGUGGAAAAUAGAGGCUUUGAAUUAACUUUUAGAUGGUUCUGAUUGGUGGUUACCCAACUUUGAAAAUGAAGUCAAUCCGGAAUUUUGUAUCACCAUAAAUAGCUGUUGGAUAUUCAUUGUAUGACAAUCAAAAUGUAUUUAGAUAAUGAUAUAAGAUUUAGAACGAUGAAUUCAGAGAA